AUGGAAAAGAAUCCUCCGAUGCUCAAGGGUGUUGGGGAUGAAGCUGGUCCCCACAGUUGCAUGGCUGGAGAGGAUCCAAAUUCCCGGAAAAGGGUUGUGUACAAUAUGAUCCUCUACAGACUCUUCAUAGGCUCUUCGCAGUGCCAAGAGCCUCAUGCACUAGUUGGAGCAGUAUUUGGACAUUUAUUGCCAUUAGUCCCACAGAUUCCACCUUCUGUGAUUUAUACAAUGGAGACUUUUACAGAGAUAGGCAUGAUCUUCUACCUCUUCGUAUUAGGCCUAGAGAUGAACAUCUACAUACUCUUCCAUCGACCAACGCCGGAAGCUUGGCUCACCUACGCCGGCAUUCUAUCGACAUUAAUUGUGACUUCAAUCUUCAUCUUCAUCCCAUUCUCCGAAGUGCCAGUACCCAAGAAAUUCAAAUAUGUCUACUCCCUAUCCAUCAUCCUCUCCAACACGGCGUCCCCCAUCUUAACCCGACUCGUCACCGACCUUAAGAUCGGAAAAUUGGAUAUCGGCCGUGUUGCUAUCAAUGCAGGGAUGCACUCCGAUAUGGUUACCACAUUGCUUAUCUCCAUGGGAUUGGCUUCUGAUUCACCUUCUUCUAUACAAGUGCUUGAAAGUUUUGUGGCAUUAGGGGUGCAUUUGUUGAUGGUUAUAAAGUUGCUGAACCCAGUUUUGGACUGGAUCAAUGAUAGGAAUCCAGAUGGGAAGCCCAUUAACAGUAAACACUUGGUUGUGGUAAUAACCCUUGUGGGCCUUGUUUGUGCAUGGGGCCCAUUACAAUUUGUAAGCCCAUCAGCUUGUGCAUUUGUUACUGGCUUGGCCAUACCAAGAGAUGGAAGAGUUCCAAAGAUGAUGAUCAAUAAGAUCAAUUACUUCUUGAAUGCCCUUGUCUUCCCCAUCUACUUCUGUUGGGUAGGGAUGCAUUUUAACUUCAAAGAGUAUGCACACAGACAGACAUGGAUAGACCUUUUUCUGGUAUUGACGAUCGGGGCGUGUGGAAGAGUGAUCGGGACCUUGGUCUGCAGUAGGCAGUCUGGCUUGAAUUGGGUGGCUUCUGUUGGUCUUGGAUUGCUUCUGGGUACCAAGGGCCAUUUCUACAUUUACAUCGUAGUAACUUCUGUGAACGCACAGUUCUUGAGCAGUGAAGAAUUCAUGGUGAUGGUACUCGUCCCCAUCUUCUCCAUUCUCUACGUCCCCCUAGUCGUAUCAUUCCUAGUUAAAUGGGGUAAUAUCCGAGACCAACACCGGAAUGGGCUUCAGUGGCUUGACCCAUCAAAUGAGCUACGCAUGUUGCUAUGCCUCAAUGGAACUCAAAAUGUACCCUCUUCCAUCAAUAUCCUAGAGGUCUCUCGGGGGUUAUCGGGAGUCACCGUUUACGCUACCGAUAUGAUUGAGGUCACCGACCGGAUUGUUGCGACACUCGGUGCCGGAGAACGGUUAGAUGGUGUAGCUGUUGUUGAUGAGAUGAUUGUGAACAUGAGAGAACAGGUCACAAAUGCUAUUAGUACACAUAUAACUCGGAGUGGUGAAGGGAUGACUCUGCAUCGGUCGCUUGUUGUUACUACAUUUGGUAAUAUGCAUGAACAGAUCUGUAAGUUGGCUGAGAAUUUGCAAGCUUCUAUCAUUAUCUUGCCCUUUGACAAGAACCAGAAUGAGAAUGGGAAGAUGGACGAUGGUCACACUGGUUUCAGGAGAGUAAACCGUCAGGUGCUUCGCCAUGCUCUAUGCUCAGUGGGGAUAUUCGUCGACCGUGGCUUUGGAUUGAUCGACAAGGUCACAUCUUCUUAUACGCCCCCAAACGUGGCGGUCAUUUUCAUCGGCGGCAAAGACGAUCGCGAAGCAUUAGCCUAUUCAAAACGCAUUGCACAUCACCCUGGAAUUAACCUUACUGUUAUCAGACUCCUACAAGACACAAAUUCGGUGGUUACCUCAGGUGGUACUAGCAGCAGUAACAUAAGGUCUACUACUCUGUUCCACACUCCGGAGUUGGAAGAAGAGAUGACGCUGGACGACGAAUGCAUAGCAGAAUUCUACGAAAGUUGUGUGGCUGAUGGCAAGGUUGGAUACACAGAGAAGUAUGUGGCAAAUUCGAUUGAUACUCUCAAUGUUUUAAGCACACUAGAAGGGAUGUACACACUCUUCAUUGUGGGGAGAGGAGGUCGGGUAAAUAAGGCACUGACGACUGGAAUGAAUGAUAUAGAUGAUUUUCCUGAGCUUGGCUCCGUCGGUGGCUUCCUCACAGCUUCUGAUUCCUCAAACAUGGCAUCCGUGUUAGUUAUCCAACAGUAUAGUCGUAAGAGAGAAUUUACAAAUGGCCUUGAUGAUGAUGAUGAUGAUGAUGAUUAAUCAAAUAAAUCUCCGCUGCUCUUACAAUCACCUAGUCGGGUGAGCAU
Macadamia integrifolia is the source of this 2399-nucleotide messenger RNA. Its product is annotated as cation/H(+) antiporter 28. The record is from RefSeq and is a predicted model, not a curated record. Gene Ontology annotation, molecular function: antiporter activity. The transcript is spliced from 4 exons. The coding region runs from base 1 to 2352 and encodes 783 amino acids. Gene Ontology annotation, biological process: regulation of pH; proton transmembrane transport. Gene Ontology annotation, cellular component: endomembrane system; membrane. Lineage: Eukaryota; Viridiplantae; Streptophyta; Magnoliopsida; Proteales; Proteaceae.